AUGAUAACCCAUCACCCAUCCCUGCUCCGCCUCCGCGCACCCCUCCCCGCCGGCCUCCGCCACGGGACUUCACACGCCUUGCUUUUCACCGCGGCCGCCUACUCUCCUCCUCCGCCGCCCCUCCGCCUGCUACCUCUGCGCGUCGCCGCUGGAGGAGCCUCACCGGUAGGUCCUGAUGGAGGCAAUCGCGCGACGCCUCCCCCGCUCGGAGCCGCGGCGCUCGACUUCGCGCGGAGCAACUUCCUCCCGCUAGCUCUAAUUGGUGGGAUGACUUUGGGACUCCUGGAUCCAACUCUUGGUUGCCUUGCUCACAAAUAUUCCCUGUCAAAAUACAGCACUUUUGGGAUAUUCAUUAUAUCAGUAAUGGCUUUCUCUUGCAUAGGGCUGACUCUGCGCACUAAGGAGCUUGGCGCAGCGUUACAAGCUUGGCCUGCUGGACUCUUUGGACUAGGCUCAAUUCUGUUGUUCACACCUUUUCUUGCACAAUUUCUUGUGCAAAUUCAGUUCUUCCCUCGUGAAUUUAUUACUGGGUUGGCUAUGUUUUGUUGCAUGCCAACAACAUUAUCAAGUGGAGUCACACUAACACAGCUUGCUGGCGGCAACUCCGCACUUGCUCUUGCAAUGACAGUCAUAUCCAAUCUACUGGGCAUUAUGUUUGUACCUUUGUCUCUUGCAAAGUACAUUGGCACUGGAGCUGGAGUGUCUUUGCCUACUAAGGAAUUAUUCAGAAGCCUGGUCAACACUCUUUUAAUCCCCCUUAUUUUAGGCAAGGUUGCCCGAGAAACCUCAAAAGGUAUUGCUGAAUUUGUUGAUGGAAAUCGCCAGGGCUUUUCAGUUUUAAGUGCUGUUCUUCUCAGCCUAGUCCCAUGGAUACAAGUAAGUAGAUCAAGAUCGCUGCUAUUGUCCGUUAAACCAAAAGCUUUCGCUGUUAUUGUGACUAUUGGAGUGCUUCUACAUCUUGCUCUGCUGGCAUUCAAUGCUACAACACUGCAGGUCUUGUCAUGUCUUAAACAGAAGGAAGAGUCAGUCUUUGCGAGAAAAGAGUAUGCACGAGCUGUCAUUUUGGUGGCCAGUCAGAAAACAUUGCCAGUGCUGGUUGCUGUGGUUGAGCAGCUUGGAGGUGCUCUUGGGGAGUCUGGACUUCUGGUCAUCCCAUGUGUUGCUGCGCACAUUAAUCAGGUUAGAGCUGGGGCUUGUGGAGACUGGAAGGCCUUUGCUCUGGCCCUCCAUUGGAUGAACAGAAAUUUCCUACGCCAAAGAUGUUGCUCUAAUUCGAGUUGGGGACCCACGGUACUCGCACUGUGCUGA
Molecule: messenger RNA, 1308 nt
Organism: Triticum turgidum subsp. durum (durum wheat)
Lineage: Eukaryota; Viridiplantae; Streptophyta; Magnoliopsida; Poales; Poaceae
Source: the annotation of a GenBank genome assembly